This is a messenger RNA of Dicentrarchus labrax (European seabass), 6280 nucleotides long. RefSeq names its product zinc finger, MYND-type containing 11 (gene zmynd11). Gene Ontology annotation, biological process: regulation of transcription elongation by RNA polymerase II. The transcript is spliced from 17 exons. NCBI's taxonomy places the organism in Eukaryota, Metazoa, Chordata, Actinopteri, Moronidae. The coding region runs from base 200 to 2314 and encodes 704 amino acids. The record is from RefSeq and is a predicted model, not a curated record. Gene Ontology annotation, molecular function: transcription corepressor activity; protein binding; DNA binding.
GGUUCUCCGGCGGCGGCGCUGUCUGUGUUUACCUCCCAGCCCAGCGCUGCUGUACGGGGGCCAGCUGGACACCAACCACCAUCCCAACAGCCUCAACCAGCCCGAACAAACAACUAAUGUAAGCGGCCUCCGCCUUCAAUCCUUCGCGGAUUCCCUUUGCAGCGCCGUGCGUUAGUGACACCGUGAACAAAAAGUUGUGAUGAAUAAGGAAAUCAUGUCACGUGUGGUGAAGAAGAGGCAGGCGGACCCCAAAGUGGUCCAGUAUGUGUGGGCGGCCAUCGAGGUCAUCCGCAACCAGAAACAAAUUGCAAACAUGGACAGGAUCUCCAAGUACCUGAGCCGUGUGUUUGGCAUGCACCCUAAGGAGACUGCCAGACAGCUGAGCUUGGCCGUGAAGGACGGCCUGGUGGUGGAGACCCUGACCGUUGGCUGCAAGGGCUCCAAAGCCGGCAUCGAGCAGGAAGGAUACUGGUUACCCGGGGAUGAGAUGGAGCCGAAAGCCGAGGGGAGCAAGGCAGUGUUGGAAAUCACUGAGCAGGACAGCUUAAUGGAGUGGGAGACGGAGAGCCACGACUGGUACUGCUUCGAGUGUCACCUACCGGGCGACGUCCUCACGUGUGACAACUGCUUCCGGGUUUAUCACCUCAAGUGUCUGUCGGAGGAGUUCAAGCCCAGAGACGGAGGAUCCCACUGGCAGUGUGUCGUCUGCAGGGGAAGUAAAAAGAAGAACCUGAACAAACAGGAGAUGAGUAAAUACCUGCGCUUCAUCGUCCAGCGUAUGAAGGAGAGGGCAGUGGACCUGAACAAGAAGGGCAAAGACACUAAACAUCCGAUGUACAAAAGGCUGAUCCACACUGCGCUGGACGUCUCAAACAUCCAGGAGAAUUUGACUGAAGGAAAAUAUAAAACCUUUGAGGAGUUCAAAGCAGACGCUCAGCUGAUUGUUCACAACACCGCCAUCUUGUAUGGAGUUCACAGCGACCAGGCAGAGAUUGCACGGCUGCUCUUCAGCGACACAUGCCACGAGUUGAAUGAGUUAUUGUUGUGUAAGAACUGUUUCUACCUGUCGAACGCCCGGCCAGACAACUGGUUCUGUUAUCCCUGUAGCCCCAACCACGACUUGGUGUGGGCCAAGAUGAAAGGAUUUGGCUACUGGCCGGCCAAAGUCCUUCAGAGGGAGGACAACCAGGUGGACGUACGCUUCUUUGGCCACCAGCACCAGAGAGCGUGGAUCCCCGCGGACAACAUCCAGGACAUCAAGGUGAGCGUUCAGCAGCUGCAGGUGAAGCGCAGCAACGGCUGGAAGAAGGCGUGCGAGGAGCUGGAGGUGUACCAGCGCUUCCUGAGGGAAGGACGCUUCUGGAAAACAAAGAUGGAGGACGCCAACAUGCCACACCAGCAUCUCCAGCAGAACCAGAACCAGAGCCAGAACCAGAGCCAGAACCAGAGCCAGAGCCAGAGCCAGAGUCAGAGUCAGAGUCAGAGCCAGAGCCAGAGCCAGAACCAGAACCAGCGGCAGCAGCAGCAGCAGGGCAGCGGGAGGACGGACAGGCUGGAGCGGACAGACGAAGCCGAGUCCAGCAUCUCCUCCACCAGCAAUGAGCAGGUCCGACAUGUAAGUUGGCUCAAAGGCAGCCAGGAGCCCAAGGCUAAGAAAAGUCGUCGAUCUCAAAUGGUCGAGCCCAAAGAAGAAGUCAGUCGUCUCCCAUCCUCUCCUCCCCGCCAGGACCCGGAGCCCGAGAUGGAGGCGGUCAGCUCCAGCCAGGAGAUCCCCGUGUCCUCGGCGCCGCAGCAGCCGGAGAAGCUGUCUGUUUCCACGCAGACCAAGAAGGCCAACGGAGGGUCGCCACGCACGCUGCACCGCGGCACACAGACCAACAGCGACGGCGCCUGCCAGAACAUGUGCCACGAGAAGUACACAAAGGUCUUCAAUGACGUCAAGGAGAUGAUGAAGGCGGACAACAAGAGGGAGACGGAGAGGGUGGUCAGAGAGGCUCUGGAGAAGCUCCGGGCCGAGAUGGAGGAGGAGAAGCGCCAGGCGGUGAGUAAGGCGGUGGCCAGCGCUCAGGCGGAGAUGGAGAGGAAGUGUAAGCAGGUGAAGGAGAAGUGUAAAGAGGAGCUGGUGGAGGAGGUGAAGAAGCUGGUGGCCCAACACAAACAGCUCAUCUCCCAAACCAAGAAGAAGCAGUGGUGUUAUAACUGCGAGGAGGAGGCCAUGUACCACUGCUGCUGGAACACUUCGUACUGCUCCAUCAAGUGUCAGCAGGAGCACUGGCACGCCGACCACAAACGAACCUGCCGCAGGAAGAGAUGAACGAGCCCCGCCCCCCAUUGGCUCUCGCCCUCUCCUCCUCCCGUCAGUCAGUGUCUACAGCGCACGCACACACACACACACACACACACAGACACACAGACACACACAGACUCACCUCCCUCCUGCUUCUCUUCUUGCCUUCCUGAAAACUUUGUGGACCCGAUGUUUUCUGCGUGAAAAGAGCAAUUUGUUCUUUCUUUUUUUAUUUUUACAUUUUGUUUUUAUUAUUUAACGUACCCAUUGUAUUGAGUUCUUUCUUUCUAUAUCUUCUGUUUUCUCUCUGAAUCGUGGACAGAUUGCUCGAGGGCACGGCUCAAAACGCGGAGUUGAUUUUGUGACUUUUGAUUUUUGUUUUUUUUUUCUUUUCUUUUACUGAAGUGCUAAUUUUUUGAGCUUGUGUGUCGGAGAAUGUGUUAUUUAAGUGUUUAGUAACUGAUGAGCAUUAACUGAAUACAUUUUAUUACCUGAAUUUUUAAACAAAACAAACAAAAAAAAAAUCACUUUUCUUACUGUAAAUGCAACAAAUACACACCGUCGAUCUUACAGAAAAAGGAAAACAUACCGUAAAGUACCAUCGCAGCGUUCAACUAGCUCGGCUUUCAUAGAGAAAACCUAUUAAAUAAAAAAAACGACAAAAAACUGCAUAUGAUCUUAAAUAGUGGACGACAUGACUCACAGACGUUAAUAUAUAUUUUGCGGUGGAUAGCACCUUUUAUCAUUUCUACCUAAAAUGUCCUUAAGUCACUUAUUGGGAACAGGGUCACGAGGUCGGCCUUAAAAGACGCCGACAAAAUAAAUCUUCCAUGUACUAUUAUUAUUAUUAUAAUUAAUAUUAUUAUGCACAUUUUUUUUUUUUUUUUUACGAGACUGUAAUUUUUAUGAGUCGGAUAGCGAGAAAGAAACUUUUUAAUUUGUUCUAAAUUGGGGAAAUGUACAGCAAUCCUUACUGAGCUGGAUCUUAGAGAGGUUCCAUGAUUUGACAGUUUUUUCCACUUUUUUUUUUUUUGCACACUUUUCCUUAACAACCCAAAUGCUUGUAAUAUUGCCAAAAGAAACUCUGACAUUUAGUUGAACCUAUCAGAGAUCUCCCUCGUCUUCGCUCUCGCAACCCGAACGUUUGCGAACGUUUUCUCGAGCGUCACCGGCGUCGUUUUUUUCUAGCGACGUGCACUCGAAAUCCUCCUCCUCCUUUUUUUUUUUUAAUCCUGAAGGGAACUCGCUGUGAGACUCUUUCACUGCUUAUGCUGUAGUUGGUGGUCAGUGCCUGUCUCUCUUUCUUUUCUCAUCCUCUUCCUCCCAGUUCAUGCAUGUUGAUAGUUUCAUAGUUUGUCUUUUUUUAUCAUUACGGUAAAACAAAAAAACAUAAAAAAAAUAAAGAAGACCAGAAGCUCGCUGGUGUCUAAUAAGCAGUGACGACGGAUGGACCAAUAUAAAACAUUAUGCAAAUGUGAAUGAUCAAAUUAAUCUUUUCUAUAGUUCUCCCUGCGCUGGAUGUCGAGUGUCGAUGGUGUAUAAAUAUGGUGCUUGGAGUCUUUUCUCUCUUUUCAAAGGGGCAAUAAAAUUGCCAGUUUUUUUUAAUUUUCUUUGAGAAGUGUGACGCUUUUAAAAUUUGUUGACUGUUUCCUCAGUUAUGAAGAUUGACUGAACGGAGGAAAAAACUUCAGUAACUCUGUACAGACGCUGUUUUUAAACCCACAGAUUGCUGUUUAUAAGUUUGUGCUUCUGCUAUCGUGUGGCAAAUAAAAUACCGUAAAUUCUCUCACAGUGGGCAGCGCCUUUAAUCAGGUUCCGUACAGAGAACCACUUUAUAUCCAGCUCCUCUUAUUGUGAAAGUCCUGCUGCUUCUUUUUACUGUAAGUGGAAAAACUUCCUUCAUCAGUUCAGGCGGUCGCACACAGUUUAUCUGCGAUAUCUUCACUGUUGUGGGAAAUAGGGCUUCAACAAAGUAUUGUUUUUACAAAAUCGAUUAAUCUCUUAAUCCUAGUCAGUUGUUUGGUCCACAAACCCCAAAAAAAUAUUCACAUUUCAGAAGCUGAAAUUAAAGAAUUUGGAUGUUUUUUUUCUUUAGAAAUUCCUCAAAACGAUCAAUAAAUGAUCUAAAUAGUGUGAGAUGAAUUUAACAGUUGGCAGCUAAUGGUUGUAAAUGUUAGCAGUUGGUACAGGAGGAAAAAUCUAAUUAUUCUUCCAGGAAAUAAUGUAAAUACAUCCACCAACGGAUAUCGACAGAAUAAAUCCCCAAACUACAGGCAAACUGAAUAAAGUACGUAAUAUUUACUAAGAUCUGUUUACUGUUUGCAGUUAGUUCACGAGGAAUCAACGCGCUGUAAGAUGUGAAACUAGGACUUCAUUAUGCAACUGCCAGUUAACCUCCACUGAGUUCAGACUGAAACUAAUGAUCCAAUAUGUAAUGUAAUAAUAAUAAUAGUCUGUUCGACACCCAGAUCCUCACAUUUGAGAAGCUGGAAGCAUUUAUUCGCUUGUUCACUGAUUCACUGUUCAUUUAUCCGUUAUCAAAAUGUUCUCUCGAUCAAACUUACUAAUCAAUGAACCGACGGUUUGAGUCUACCUUUAACCCUGGAAGGCUCUUAUUUUGAAGCAUGUACAGGAAGUGUUGACUUGAAUAAACGACGAAGAGGAGAAGAGACAUCGGGCAAUAUGUUGGUAGCUGGUGGAACAUUACUGUUGUACACAAACACACAAUACGAUCAUCAUCGUUUGAAUCUGUCCACUUUUAGAGGAUUUACGGUAACCGUUGUUCCAGACUUUCACCCACUCGUCUCUGAGUCUUUCUUUUGGAAACUCAUUUAAGUGUAUCACUUUAAGAUGUAACAUGUUAUUGUACAGUUCAGCCGCAGUUUGACGUCUCUCCUCGGAUCUAUUUUAAUAUCGGAUUUCUGAAAAGAGGUCUUUUAAAAAUGUUCUCGUUGUGUUUCCACACCUCCGCAGGCUUUAAGGGUCAAACCGUCUGUUUCUAUUAUUUUUUUUUUAAUCAUCAUUGCACUACAUGUAAAUAAAAAGCUCAUCCUGUCAAUAUCUCCUCCCUCAUAUUAUAUGCACAUUGUAAAUUCACAGAUAUUUUGUUUUCCUGUACUCGCAGCGAUCUGGAUGACUGUUGGUUUCUAGUUUUGUACAAUGUACAACCGUUCUCAUAUCGUUACCGCGGCGCUCCGAGCUUCGUGUCAUCUUCGGCGCGUGUGUUUCUGUGAACUCCCAGCAUCCCUCACACCUCGUGCUGAAAACCAGGCAGUAAACGCAAGUUCUCCCAAACACACGCCACCCUGAAGGCAACACGCCGCUUUUUUCCUCCGACUGUUUUUAUAUUCGUCCAUCCAGCCGUAAAAAGAUUUCAGUGUGAACAGUUUUAUUAUUUUUCUCCUGCUGUGGAAACUCUUUGAUGUCAUUCCAGUUUGUAUCUCUGGUUUUUAACUGCAUGAGUAAAAGGUGUGUGUUUCUACGGCUCCUUUUUCUUUCCGUUUGUUUUUAGUUUUUCUCUCCUCGUGUAAGAAAAGACGUAGUUGCACUCCCUCAGAGAACUGCAAUAUGACAAUGAUGUUUUUUUUGUUUUUUCUGGAACUUCAGUCGAGCUAAAUCAAACGUUUGAGGCUGUUUUCAGCUGGAAAAAGUGAGUGAAUCGAUCAGAUCGUCGCCCAUAAGCAGACUUUCCACUGUUGUUAUUCCACAGUGUUGUAGUGCAUCAUACUGUGUGAGUACUCGAUGAACUCCUGCUCGUACUUCCUGAGUAUUUAUGUACUUGGAACUGGAAUAAAACCAGUGUAAAGCUUCCUGUUCUCACCUCCUGUAGGUCAUCUUCUGUUCUGUCCAUAUGUAAACUAUUAAUUGUGGCUUAACAUUUUCUAUGCUCCUGACCUUAUUUUUUUUUUUUUUUUUUUUUGAUGCUUUAGCUAGCAAUAUGUAUAUAAAUAUAUUCUAUGUGCUAACAUGGAGGAAAUAAAUGUAUCAACAAGU